GCACGUCACCCUUGAUUGCGAUAACGAUCGGAGAAAAACGUUGUAUAUGUGGAUUGAUUAACUCUGUCAAUCCUCAUGACAGGAUCGAAAAUGUAAGUAAGUCUGAACCUGUUCUGAACAUCGAAAUGAAGGACGGGGAACAUGUUGAUGACAAUAUUCCUCCGUUGGGAGGAAACGGGGAACGUAGCGCACAUAAACUUUCCAGAGAACCCCCGAAGAUAUCCGAUGAAGACUCUCCCUUGUUGGACUCCAUGGGGAAUAUUAAGUCCUACAAACGCCGGUGGUAUGUUCUGGCGGUGUUUUCGCUUGCUGGUUUUCUUCAGGCUGGGGUUUGGAACGUUUUCGGACCUAUUGCUCAGUCAGCUAAGGCUGUGUUCGGGUGGACGGAUGCCAAUAUAGGCAUGCUGAACAACUGGGGGAAUAUUAUGUACGUUGUGUUCAUGUUUCCAGUGGCCUGGCUGGUGGAUGUCAAAGGACUGCGGAUAUCAAUGCUGUGUUGCGCUGUGCUGCUGGUGUUUUUGACGGCCAUGAGGUGCAUCACGAGUGACCCAGUACACGCUACAUGGUUGAUAAACAUUGCAGCAAUUGUGAACGGUGCGGCUAGCAUUGUGCCCUUCGCCGGCCCCGCCCUCUUCUCUGCCACGUGGUUUCCCCCUAACCAGAGGGCAACUGCUACAGCCGUGUCAACUGUCUUCAACUACAUCGGCAUAUCUGUCGGCUUCAUCAUCGGUCCGCUAUUGGUGCCACAACCAGAUGAAUCACCCUUGAACAUAACCGACAUGCCACCUAUAAAUUCGUCAAGUCAGGGGAACUCCAAUCCAUUCAGUCUGACACCACACGCUAACCUGUCGGAGGUGAGAAGCGGCAUCAUGAGGCUGAUGUAUACAGAAUGUGCGGCUUGUGUGCUGCUGCUGCUCCUGGUGGUGGUGUACUUCCCCGCCAAGCCCCCCUCUCCCCCCAGCCUCACAGCGUCCAUAGAGAGGCCAAGCUACUUACAUGGGCUCAAAGGACUAUUCACGCAUAAACGCUUCUGGGUGAUAAUGGUGGCCUACAGUGUACCAACGGGAGUUUACGUGGAGUUUGCGGCAAUUCUGGAUGUCAUUCUGAAUGGAGUCGGUGUAUCACAGUACCAUGCCGGUUGGAUUGGCUUUUAUGCCACGAUAGGCGGUUGUGUAGCUGCGAUGGUGAUGUCCAGGAUUGCUGACCUGUGUCUACGUCACAUGAAGAUGAUGUUGUUGGUCCUAUUCGUCUUAGCAACAGCAUCCACACUCUGGUUUGUCCUGCUGCGUCUGUCCUUCAUCCCCUUUAGCUUUGUUUCACUGUACAUCUCCUGCAUCCUGAUGGGAGUCUUCAUCAAUGGUUCUAUCCCGCUGUUCUUCGAGCUUGGGUGUGAGGCAUCAUACCCUAUCGCCGAGGGCGUCACGGGCGCUGUUCUCACCAUGGCCAACAACCUGACUGGUGUCAUCUUUCUAUCUGUGCUGCAGAUCCCAAGAAUAGGUGUUGCGUGGAUGGACUGGUGCAUGCUUGGCUCUGUAGCAGCUGCAGUACCCCUACUCCUGUUGUUCACAGAGAAGUACACCCGGACUGACAUCGACACACAGAAGACCAUUGUUCCAGAGCCUGAAGAGAGAGCUGUUGCGUUGAUCAAUACAAACAAGAAAAUUGGUUGAUACGAACACAGCACACAUACUGAGAGUGUAUUUAAAUAUGCCUUUGACUCGCAGCUGAUAGGUGAAUCCGUGGCUUACUGUUUCGUAAUGUGGCCUUUUCCUACUUUUUAUUGAGAUUAACCAACAUGCCGCCAGGAAGGAAUACUCUGACACUCACAAUCACGCAUAAAGAGACCUUCCUUCCAGGCAUACUCACGACAAGUCUAACCAAAUAAACCGUGUACUGACUGUUGUCCAUUUACGAAGAUAUGUAUUAUAUCAAGACUGAGAAUACAUUUAUCUGUUGGUUAUGGUGCUGGGUAGCCAACUGAUCGCAUUUUGCUGCUGUGAUGGGACAUACUUCGAGAAACUUGUUCUUGGUGCUGACAGUGAUACAAGCGUAAUUAUUACAUUGAUAUGACCACACGUAAGGUAACAGGUGGAUAAUGAGAGAACUGCAACGAUGACCUCUAACGAGCGAGGUUGAAAUUAAUGUGAUACUUGCUGAAGGUUUACAAGUGUUGAACACAUCUCGGUGUAGAUAACGCUUGCCUGCUUGCCUCCUUAAAUGGAAGCAGAUUAAAUGUCGAUCGGAAGGGACGUGUGUUGUAUGUACUACUCUCUGUCAGUUGGCUCUGCUAAUCACGCAUCUUUCUUUAUUGGAAUAGCUGAUACUAUUAUUUCCUGAUAUGAUUUUACACAAACAUCAACAAGCCUUGGUCUCAUGAUAUCUGUGAAAUAGCUGACCAUGACAUCUGUGAAAUAGCUGACCACAGAAAACCAAUAGGAAAACCGAGUUGGACAUACUUCUUUGCCGUCAGAUUUGGUUUAACUUCGUUCAAAUGUGCUGUUAUUCUGAGGAUUGUGUGUUCGCCAAACAACAUUAUACUUUUAAUAUUGAUUCGUUCACAGUAAUUGUAAAUUUUGAAAUGGGUUAAAGCCAUUUGUCGAAGUAAGGAUGUGAGGAUUCCUUGAUACUGAAAAUACCUAGAAUAAAGCACCAAGCAGGGUAAUGUGAUUGCACCUUGUUUGUUUAAUAUUAUGAAAAAUGACCUACUAUAUUCGCUAUCUUUUAAUGUUGAUGCAUUUCAGUUAGCUGAUGAUGGGACCUUCUGAAGACGCAUAGGUCACUUUCCAUUGGUACAAAACCUCCUGCGCACCGUUCCGAAAAGCGAUCUUAGCGCUACGACUCUCGUAAGCCAGUGUUAAAGAAUGGGACUUACAAUCACCUUAGCGCUAAGAUGGCUUUGUGGGACGGGGUCCUGAACGUAGUUCAUAGAUGGUGUUGUAAUUGGGCUUGUAAUAUAUCUCAUACUAAGACGCGGUGAUGUUCACAGGGAGAAAUACCCUCAUAAUAAAGAAUUAUGGUAACGUGAUCAACUUUGUUUAAAAAUUCAAAACUUCCAGGCAUAUACUUUGAUGAAAUGCUGACAUUCUUUUCUCGUAUGACCAGUAUCAUUACCAAGCGUAACACAUUGCUAUAUAAAGCUUUGAUUCUGUCAAGGGCAGACCUUGUAUGUAAUAUGUUCACCAAUGCCUCAAAAUGCCGUCUCAUAGAACUGGCAUUCAAUCAAAGGCACAACGACUUUGUAUUGAAGUAUUCCUGACAAUUUCAAUAGCUAUUGUACAAGCUGAAUGUUCGGAAAUGCCUUUAAACCUCUGACGCCAAGAACUGACAUUGAAAUACAUGAAAAUUAAAUCAAUGAACGAAUAUCAAUCUGCAACUGAGCGUGUAGAAUAUGUGAUGUGUAAUUGGGUUGAUGGUACAACCCUAAAUCAUUUUUGAAUCUCAUCUCAUCCUCGCGAGUCAUGGGAUUGUGACGAUAUUGUUCGGAUGCAAUGUGUGAUUGGGCAUUAAUAUGCUGCAAUUAGGAUGUCGGACAAAAAUGUAAUAAUAUAUAAUGCUUGUUUCUUUUCUUCAUUAUAGUUCAGUGACAUAUGAGCAUACAAUAGACAAAAGUACAGUCAACUAUAUCACCAUAUAACUGACUGCCUAAUUAAUGCCAGCUACUUCAUGCCUAAAUGACUUGACGAUGUUUACAAAUAUUUUGUUGACAUCAGGAUUUCGAUAUGCAAUAUGGAUGUUGGCAAUGUGAAGAUAUUUAUUCAUCUCUUGAACAAAGAUGAUUUAAUAACCUUCAACAAUCAUGGUGUUGUUCUCUUAAUAGCAUAUAUGAUACCUGGGACUGAAGCAUUUUUAAUCCCUGUUAGUUGUAAAAAAAUAUCUUUUAUUGAAGAUGAAUUUCUUAUAUUGCUUGUGUGUGAGCGUUAUUCAGCUCAAAGAAGAAUAUCAAGUCUCAAACAGUAACAUCUUUGACUUAAAUUAUUUCAUCUGAA
This is a messenger RNA of Haliotis rufescens (red abalone), 3986 nucleotides long. RefSeq names its product solute carrier family 49 member 4 homolog. Gene Ontology annotation, molecular function: transmembrane transporter activity. Lineage: Eukaryota; Metazoa; Mollusca; Gastropoda; Lepetellida; Haliotidae. Gene Ontology annotation, cellular component: membrane; intracellular membrane-bounded organelle. Gene Ontology annotation, biological process: transmembrane transport. The record is from RefSeq and is a predicted model, not a curated record. Bases 126 to 1670 code for a protein of 514 amino acids. The transcript has 11 exons.